Molecule: messenger RNA, 6834 nt
Organism: Gigantopelta aegis
Lineage: Eukaryota; Metazoa; Mollusca; Gastropoda; Neomphalida; Peltospiridae
Product: hormone-sensitive lipase-like
Exons: 9
Coding region: 158-3484 (1108 amino acids)
Biological process (GO): triglyceride catabolic process; cholesterol metabolic process
Cellular component (GO): cytosol
Molecular function (GO): triacylglycerol lipase activity; sterol ester esterase activity
Source: RefSeq, a predicted model, not a curated record
GGAAGUUCGUUGAUGACAUCAUGAAACUACAUAAUACGAGUUUAACCGAGAUCUCCGAUUUUAUUAGUCAUAAAUACAUUUACCAAUGAUAGAAAGUCACCAGUUCUACAUAUUUUAAAACUUGUUCGCAAGUAAUUGGUGUUCAUUUUCCUACAAAAUGGCAACUGAAAACAGUUACGAAUGUCCAUAUAGAUUUUUGACAUCUGUCAUUAAGGAGUUGAAAUGUCUAGCCUUGGCGAAUAUGGAAUAUUUUCAGAACGGUAGUCACAGUCAUCAUGCCAAGUUCCAUACUUCAUUCUGCCUUUUGUACGAAUAUUUGGAUAUUGGUAUUGAACCCAUUGUAAUAGAACUGUUUCCACAAUUGUCUGGUUUUGAUGCAUCGCCAGAUGUAAAGGGAAAUGGAUAUCGUAGUCUUUUGAAAGUCAUUCAUAAAUGUUGUUUACAUUUAGUUCAACUAUUACGACAUAUAACGAUAAACAGGGAUUCCAUGUUAUUUCGUAGAGCUAACUACUGCAAGGAAGUUGAGGCCUAUGUUGCCACGUUAGGACAGUUACGUGCUUGUUUGUAUUAUGCUCAAAAGUUAAUGUCCUACUGCACAAAUGGAAACUUAUUCGCAGAUGAAGAUAGUCUUAAUAAUAAUGUAGCUGAACAGCUGUUGUCGGAUGUCGAGACGUUGAAUGAAGAUUGCUUUUAUGGUAGAUGCCUUGGUUUUCAGUUUUGCUACUCGAUGCAGAGACCGCUCAUUGUGGUGGCCAUUGCCAUGGCAUCGUUCUCCGAAGGAUAUCAAGAAAAUUCACAAAUCAUGAAGCUCGCAACAUCGAUUUUCAGCAGCGGUAAAUACUUGUUUAAUCCGGAGCUGCGAGCACAACAGGUCGUAAAUAUUACACGUUCGGCUGAUGUUAAUUUUUGCAAGGCAUUCUGGGGGAUUACAGAGACAGAAAUUAUGAAGCAACUGCCGUCGCUGGUUUGUCCAGUUGUCCAGGUGAACGAGGUUCUGUUGCUGGGACCCGACUCGUUUGAAAUGCCGACGUCGGACAACUCGGAUGUGGUUGUGAUCACCCCGCCCUGCGCCCACACGGGGCCUGGUUCAGUUCAAGUGAGGCUUAUCUCAGUGGUGCUCAGGGAGGGCCAGGAAGUUCAUCUGAAGAAGCAGGGAGGCAAGCUGAAGCCCGACCAGAAAACAUUACCUAGGACCCCCGGUCUGCUUGUACACUGUCACGGUGGGGGCUUCGUCGCACAGUCGUCCAGGUCACACGAGGUGUAUCUGCGUCACUGGGCAAAGGAGCUCAAUGUUCCGAUCCUGUCUAUUGACUACUCGCUGGCUCCAGAAUUUCCCUUCCCGCGCGCACUCGAGGAAUGUUUUUACGCCUAUGCCUGGGCUGUCCAGAAUGUUGAGAAACUGGGAUCGACAGGGGAGAGAAUCUGUGUGGCAGGCGACAGCGCGGGCGGUAACCUCAUGAUCUCUACCGCGAUGCGUGCGGCCGCGGUGGGUAUCCGCGUCCCGGACGGUAUCAUGGCUGCCUACACCCCUGUCAUGGUCCGAUACACCCCGUCGCCCUCGCGUCUGCUCACACUGAUGGAUCCACUACUUCCUGUGGGAAUUCUCUCUCGUUGUUUAGCUGCUUAUGCGGGUGUGUCUGACAAACUUGCAACCGGAUUGGCUAGCACAGUGUUCCCGGGAGAGGAUGAUGGUGCAGUGAAUCUACUAGAGUCGUCAUCAGACGAGUGGAUUGUUGUGUCGCAAGAAGAACUGCAGCACAAUCGUACCAAGGUCAAGAUCGAGUCACAUAACACACAGGUCAAAGUUCGUUCUGAUUCAGAGAGGACACUUGAUGAAACACAGGUCAAAGUUCGUCCCGAUGCAGAGAGGACACUUGAUGAAACACAGAUCAAAGUUCAUCCCAAUUCAGGGAGGUCACCUGAUGAAACACAGGUCAAAGUUCGUUCUGAUUCAGAGAGGACACCUGAUGAAACACCGGUCAAAGUUCGUCCCGAUGCAGAGAGGACACCUGAUGAGACACAGGUCAAAGUUCAUCCUGAUUCAGGGAGGACACCUGAUGAAACACAGGUCAAAGUUCAUCCUGUCUCAAAAAAUACACCUGAUGAAAUGCGGGACAAAGUUCAUUUAGUUUCAGAGAAGGCAUCUGAUGACACACAGGUCAAAGUUCACCUGGAUUCAGUAGAACAUUCUGACAAUUCACAAGUUAAAAUCCAUCUCGAUUUAUUAGAAAAUUCUGAUGAUACACCAGUGAAAGUCCGUCUUGAUUCAGACAGAAAUCGUCACCAAACUCCAGUCAAAGUACCUGUUCUGUUACAAGAAUAUUCAAAUGACUUGCAGGAAAUUGAUUCAGAUGCUCCAAGAAAGAAGGAGGAAUUAUUUUUAAAGAAUAAUGUUGAUGACUCCCAGCUGAGCAGUGCCAAUUCAAGCGUGUCACUAGAGGUGCAUCUGUCGACGCUGGACUCUGCAAGUAUUUACGAAGAUCUCGAUAAAUCCUCUGCCGUUUCCUCGAACAGUUUGCCUACCUACAGCAUCGCAGUGGGAAAUCUACUUCACGCAACAGAUCGUAAGUUGCCUGUGUCUGAAAAUCAAGCUUUGGCUUCUAACGAACAUUUCACUGAUGUGGCCCUGAAUAACACGCCAUUGGAGGAAAACAACUCGUACACCAAUCUGAUAGGAGAAUACGAGAUCGUGAACAAGGAAACCAUUCCAGUUUGUAACAGCAUCGAAUCGAGGUCGUCUUCUCCCUCCGAACUUUCAUACUCUGAUCAUGAACCGGACGGGCAGGUCGAUAUUUCUGUUGCCAAAUUAGUCUGUUCUGUUCCAAAGACUUGUAAAGAUGCAGACACCAAAGUCAAAACCUCACGUCAGUCAGGUGAGAGGCUGCCAAACUUAAACUGCUUCUUUUCCACAAACAAAGAAACGAAACCAAAGAACAACACCAGUGGUUGCCAUGGAGAUAAUAUGGGAAAUUCUUGUGCCAGUGCCAGCGGUAACAUUCAUCGUCCAAAUCGUGAAUUGCUGAAUCUUGAUUUAGCUGCAGGUGAUGCCUGGUCGAAAAAGCAUUCACCAUCGAGGCUGAAUCGCUCCCCUUCCACCCCCACAUUCAAGAAGAUGGCGUCCCCACCACAGCGGACCCCGGGACCGACGGACUUUGCCCGACAUCGGCAUCACGGUCAGAGUCCGCUACAGGCGAUGAGACACCUGCCCAUUGCGAGAAACCCGUACAUGUCACCGCUUCUUGCUCCUAGUCACAUGCUGCAGACUCUGCCUCAUGUGUGUCUGGUGGCGUGCCACCUGGACCCGAUCCUCGAUGACUCUGUGAUGUUUGCGAAGAAGCUACACAGACUGGGCAAGUCUGUUGACCUUCACCUUAUCGACAACCUUCCACACGGCUUCCUCAACUUCGCCCUCGUCAGCAAGGAGGCCAAACAAGCUUCCGACGUCUGCGUGGCGAAAAUACGAAAAGUGCUCAACAUGGACUGAAUGUUUGCUUUUAAUACAAAUACUUUGGGGCUUUUCAGCAAUUACCUAGUAUGGUUCUGGGGACAAAGGAGAUCAUGGGAUACAUUACAACACUGGGGAAUGUUUUUCAAGAAUUACAUAACAUUUUAAAAAUCUUUCAUUUAUAAAUACAGGCAAUCUUCGCCAGGGUUUUUUCUCCGUAUUACAGAUAUUUUUUUAACAAGUAUUAAUAUCAAAGAAGCAAAUAAAAAAUAUAAAAACAGAAAGUCCAAUAAUAUUGGGAAAAACUAUUAGUGUUGAUAAAAGGAGGACAUUUUUUCAAGUGAUAUAUAAUUUUAGAAGGGUUAUGGUGUUGCUGUUUCAUAAUGUUAUAUGAGGAGAGGCUGAAAAAGACGUAUGACAAAGUACAAAAAGAAAAGAUGAAAUAUGUUUAUCAACUCCUCUAUUCUGGUUAAAGCACUACAAAUCAUAUAUAAUGAUUAGGUUACAGAUUUCCCAAGCUGUCUUACUGCUAUGAUAUUGUAAAACAGCCGUAAGCUAUGACGUCACUACGACACACCGACACGUCAUAGCCCCUGACAGUUUUACGAUAUCAUAGCGUUAAGAUAGCUUCUAAAACAUGGGCCCUGUUUAGCCCUUCCUGUGAGGCCAGUAAAUAUUGUUUGUUGUAACCUGCCUGACUUGUGACAUUUGUCCCAACUCACGUCGUAGCCCCUGAUGGUUUUACGAUAUCAUAGCGUUAAGAUAGCUUCUAAAACAUGGGCCCUGAUUAGCCCUUCCUGUGAGGCCAGUAAGUAUUGUUUGUUGUAACCUGCCUGACUCGUGACAUUUGUCCCAACUCACGUCAUAGCCCCUGACAGUUUUACGAUAUCAUAGCGUUAAGAUAGCUUCUAAAACAUGGGCCCUGUUUAGCCCUUCCUGUGAGGCCAGUAAAUAUUGUUUGUUGUAACCUGCCUGACUCGUGACAUUUGUCCCAACUCAUGGUUGUUUUAGCACCAAUUUCUCUCUUAAAAAAUAAUUUUGAAAAUAAAAAAGUUUGUUGCAAGAUUUUAUUACUAUUAAAAAAUACUGUCUGUAUAUUUUGUGUUCAACCAUAGUGCAUUACUAUACCUGUACAUGUAGAUGGUUCUGUAGUAAAUUCAGGAGGGCAAGCAUUCACAGUUAGACUGGUUUUCAUUGUAUUCCAUCCUUUCAUAUUCAUUUAAUAUUAGGCAUGAAAACCAAUCUAUAGUGAACAACCGAGAGAACUCGGUGAACAUGCCUAAAUGUGAUCAUUUAAUCAAUGUGUAGUCUGAAAUGGGAUCCUAAGCAGGUGCAGAUCCAGGGAGAUCUGAAACAGGUGCAGAUCCAUUGAGGUUGAAGGGGUCUGGACCCCCCUGUUCAUGAUUGAAAAAAAUAAAAAUCCACUUAUUUUAAUGUCCAUUCAAUGCUAAUGUACAAGUUCUAUUUAAGUAGUUGUAUAUAGAUUCUCCCCUUCCCAAAAAUCAUGGGUCCUUCCGUGCCUGAUCAAAUUAAAUGCUUUUUUUUUUUAAUAUGUAUUUUACAAUCAAAUUUCAAUCAGAUUGGCAUUAUGUUAAAGAAAAGGUAUUUUUAAUUUAAUGUUAUUUACUGUUAUGUUUGUGUUAUAUUUUGAUGUUUUAAAAUCAAAUUUAAUUCUAUCAGUGGUUUUAAGUACGAAUUUAUACUGUUUGCAGGCUUUCUGCCAGAAAGUAAUAAAAACAAAACUGACCAUAAGUUCCCCAUCUAAGCGUUUAUGGGUUUGAAAUUCUUUAAAACUGGAUUUUCAGGCACUUUGACAUGUUUGUUAAUUGCAUAGCCCUGAUGCAUGUCAAAUUUAUUCUAAUAACCGAUAUAACCGAUUAUCCAUUAGAGCUUGAUUGUAAAUUAGAGCCAACAGUUUACUUUUGAAAUGCCUUGUGAACAGUAUAUCUUACUCAUAGUGAAGAACAAACACUAUACCUGGAUGUUUAACGGCCAUUGUCAUAACAAAGAAUACUAAUAUAUGUUUAUAUUUAAAAGUAAUGUAUGCAAGUUGUCAAUUACGAGAUCAUCAAAAUAGAAAUUGAGUAGACUUUGGUGAACAUAUUGCAUAAUAAAUCCCCCCCCCCCAAAAAAAAAACCCCAACAAAACAACCAAAAACCAAAAACCAAAGAAGCAUGAUUUAUAAUUUGUUUAUUUUUCUACUUUUAAGUUUUGAGACUUGUUAUCAUAGCUAGAGCUACCUCUUAAAACCAGACAUUUUACUUGGUUCCAAUGGUGUCCAGUUUAAAGGGGUUUCACUGUACAUUGUAUCUAGGUAAAACUAAUGUGAACUGGCUUUUAGUAAUAUUGCCCUCUGUGGUGUGGGUACAUUCAUGGUAAUUCCUGUAACAAAACAAUUGAAUACCUAUAUGUAUGUAAAAUUAAUGUGAACCGACUUUUAUUACCUGUAGUUCAGUAAUAUUGCCCUCUGUGGUGUGGGUACGUUCAUGGUAAUUCAUGUAACAAAACAAUCGAAUACCUAUAUGUAUGUAAAAUUAAUGUCAACCGACUUGUAGUCACUUGUAGUUCAGUAAUAUUGCCCUCCUUGGUGUGGGUACAUUCAUGAAGGUUUGGUAUGAUGACCUAUACAAUGUAGAAUAUAGGAACCAUCUUUUGCAAGAAUCGUGAAAAAUAAUGCUGGGGGCAUAGCCAGAGAGGAAAAAACGCCUAGUCAAAGCCAGACCUGUAAAAUAAAUAUCAGUGUCGUGGGAAAAUAAAUCUGGGGAAAUUCCAGACGAGGCAAGUGCCUUGUCUGCCUCAUGCUGGCUACGCCAUUGUAAUGAUUUCAUUAUGUUUUGAGCAGGACAGGGAACAUUUUAUUUCAUUUAGAAAGCUGAUUAGUAAGUACUGUUUCUUAAAUGUUUUAGAAUGGUGUAGUGAUCUCAGUGAUCUCUGAAACGUGCAUAGUGAAUCGCAGUGCGAUGGUGAACACCGCUUUCAGUUCCACGCAGAAACAAGGUGCUAUUCAUAUUUUUACUGUGGUUAUUCACCAUUGUGACAUAUAUACUAUAUUUACUUAUGUUGUAGAGUAUCUUUGUUUUUCUUUCUUUUUUCCUGCUGUUUAUAAAUGACCACAGAUCGUAUUGAAUACCAUACCAUGUAGAAAAGGCUGGUGCUUAAUAUGGCUUUUUGUUUCGCCUUUAUUAAGUCAAAAGGCAAGAUAUAUGCAUUACAUUUCUGAUAGUGGUGGGGAAGGCGACGGCAUCAACGUUUGUGUUAAUAGUUUCACGUUUAGAUCAGUUUCUCACUAACUAUAACUUGUAGGUCAUUUCAUUUUAUUUCAACUUAUUUUCGUGCUUAUAUCCAAUUAAGGUUCAAGCACGCUGUCCUGCGCACACACCUCAGCUAU